AUGCUCAAAAGAGAAAACUCCAUUCUUAAGCAAGAGAAUAAACUCCUUAGAGGGGAAAUAAUUAAGAGAACCGAUAAGAUGGAGUAGACAGAGCUACUUUAAUUGUUAGAAUUUCAAAGAAUGCGAAUAGAUAACUUAGAAAGGGAAUAUGAUAAUUUAAUGAGGCAGUUUAGUGAAAAAUCUGGCAACGAUAGUUAAAAUACUAAUAGUAAUUAUGGCUAGAACAUUUAAAGUGUUUUCACUGGAAGCAAAGAUUUGAUAGAAUUGUAGUAGAGGUUAGAAUAAAGUGAUAGAAGAUGUAAAAUACUUGAAGAGCAAAUAGACAAUGUCACCCAAACAUAUGCCAGAUAACUUGCUUAGUUAAAAUCUAAAAUGACUGAGUAAGGUGCACAGUUACUGAUUACUGCUGAAUCUAACAUCCCUUUAAUGGUAAAAAUUAUUCAUAUAACUUAUUAGACUACUCCAGGAAUACAUAAAUCAGGAGUACUGAAGAAAAAAGCAACUACUAGUGGGCAGGGAGCCAGACUUGACCCAAUUGAAAGCUCAGCUACAUUAAGAUAAAGUUUACAAUCAGCAAGCAAGGAAACAUUUCCAGGUUAUUCAUCAAUGAACAAUUCAAUAUAAAGCAAUCCAUAUCAAAACUACCCUGGAACAUCAUAAUAGCAAAGCGUGAAUUAUAAUAAUUAGGCUUUUAGAUAAGGGCAAGAUAGUAUGCAACCACAGUAGAAACCUAAUUAACAAAUAUAGAAUAGUUUCUUAAAUUAGUUUAGGAUGUAAUGA
Stylonychia lemnae is the source of this 780-nucleotide messenger RNA. NCBI's taxonomy places the organism in Eukaryota, Ciliophora, Spirotrichea, Sporadotrichida, Oxytrichidae. The record is from the annotation of a GenBank genome assembly.